This is a messenger RNA of Monomorium pharaonis (pharaoh ant), 495 nucleotides long. RefSeq lists its product as uncharacterized. The transcript is spliced from 2 exons. The record is from RefSeq and is a predicted model, not a curated record. NCBI's taxonomy places the organism in Eukaryota, Metazoa, Arthropoda, Insecta, Hymenoptera, Formicidae. The coding region runs from base 20 to 400 and encodes 126 amino acids.
UUUUGGCGCUAUUAUAUUUAUGGGUAUCCAAUUAUGGUCACAACUUAUUUAUGUUCUACUAUCUGUAAAUGUAUCUCAACCACGUCGCCUGCAGAUCGCAACUGAAUAUUUUAUUGAUCAAGAAAGAUAUUUCUACUUAUUGUUCUUCCACAUAAAUACAGUUAUGUUUACUGGAUGUGUGAUAUUGGCAGCGACAGGAACAUUGCUCAUUGCAUAUCUUCAUCAUGCCUGCGGAAUGUUUAAAAUCGCUAGUUAUCGCAUUGAGAAAGCAAUACAAACUUAUGAAGAAAAAAAUAUUAACUUGAAAAACGAGUUUCUCGCUCACAAAACCAUGAUUCGUGCUGUGGAUAUUCAUCGAAAAGCUUUAAAGUUGGUAUUUGUAUGCAUAUAUGUAUUAUAGACGAACUACAUAGAAUAUCUUGAAAGUUUGACCUAACUUUGGAUCUCAAAAACAGCUUACAUAUAAAAAACGUUACGGAUAAAAGUUGUAGUACA